This is a messenger RNA of Plasmodium malariae, 762 nucleotides long. RefSeq names its product fam-m protein. The record is from RefSeq and is a predicted model, not a curated record. Lineage: Eukaryota; Apicomplexa; Aconoidasida; Haemosporida; Plasmodiidae. Bases 1 to 762 code for a protein of 253 amino acids. The transcript has 2 exons.
AUGGAACAAAAAACAAAAUUAUAUAUUAUAGUUAAAAUCGCUGCCUUUCUCCUUUUAACUUGGAUAUUCCAUUUUGACAAUGAUCGGAGUACAUUUAUUAAAUCACUGAAUAAAAACUGUUACGAUGAUAGAAAAUUAGCUAUUGGGAAUCAUCGAUUACUGACAAAAUAUAAACAGGAUAAAGAUUUGCGUAAUACAUGGUUAAAAGAAAAAUUUCCGUAUAAUGAAAUAAAUAUACAAAAAGAUAUAUCUAGGAAUGAAAAAGGGGUAAAUGAAAAAAAUAAACAAUCAAAUAGGAACUUAAUAAAUAAGGAUCAAUAUUAUACAGAAAUUAUAGAUUAUAAUAAUGGAAUGUUUGAUGGAAAACACUUCCAUUUUGAAAAAAAAUGGAUAAAAAAAAAGGACUAUGAUGAUUUUGUUGAAAAAAAUAGUAGAAUUUGUGAUAUAGCUUUAAAGAAAGUAAAAUUUAAAAGUUACGGAUUUGGAUUUUUUUUAUUUUUACUUCUUUUUUCGUUGGGAAUUGGAAUACCCGUAUUAACUAAAUUAAAGUUUUUGGAAAGUAUAUGGAAAAUGAUGGAAGAAUCUGAAUUAUUGAAGGAAGCAUGUAAGAGUAUAAAAACUUUUAUGGAGAAUGAACAACCCUAUCUUUAUCUAGUUUUAUUUAUCUUACUUAUGUUUAUGGUGUCCAUUAUGUUUUUAGUAGCGAUUUAUAAGAUCUUAAGGAAUAAUGAAAAAUAUAAUAAAAUUAAGUUGAUGACUUAA